Owenia fusiformis is the source of this 2707-nucleotide messenger RNA. NCBI's taxonomy places the organism in Eukaryota, Metazoa, Annelida, Polychaeta, Sabellida, Oweniidae. The record is from the annotation of a GenBank genome assembly.
CAUGGAAUGAAAUUGGUUUCCGUUUCAGUUCUUGGUUUCAUAUGUCUAAUAUUAUCUGAUGUUUAGGUCCUUAUUUACGCAUGACAUCAUAUAUUUUACGAAUUUCCAGGAUCACUAGGAUAGAGAGAUUCUGUAGUAGCCAUUCGAGCAAUUUUGGAAGGGGGACUCUUUUGAAAGUAGACUUUGAUCAAAGCUGUCAUUUUUCUAAGAAAUUUUAUUUUCGAUUUCAUCCUGGUUCUAGUAAACAUAAGGACUCAAGAUUUGCCCACAGUCCAGUCAUCAUGGCAGGAGUAUUGACAACAAUAUGGGAUAAACUUAGAGGUCAUCGUGCUGCUGCAACAUACUCUGGCCCUAGCCCACAGGUUUUAGCAGAACAAGAAAGAAUUGCCAAAAUGCCAAUCGAGGAAAAGAGGAAGCAUUAUCGCUGCCGGGAACACUAUAAAGUACUAAAAGAUGUUCCAACAUGGAAUGAGUACUUUCACAAGAACAUUACAGAGAAAACAAACAAAGGUCCCAAGAGUGAGGUUAGCAGUGCCUUGAAUGAUAAGGUAUCCAUCUGGCAGGGUGACAUCACGCAACUAGAGAUUGAUUGCAUCGCCAAUGCUGCUAAUAGCUCACUACUCGGUGGAGGAGGAGUUGAUGGUGCCAUACAUGCUGCAGCGGGCAGCUGGCUCUAUAAGGAGUGUAAAGAACUAAAUGGUUGUGAUACAGGAGAUGCCAAGCUCACAUCUGGCUACAAUCUUCCUGCUAAAUAUGUUGUACAUACAGUAGGUCCAAUAGGGGAGAAACCCAAUGAACUCAAGGCCUGCUAUGACAAUUGCCUGGCAUUUAUGAAGGAAUCAGAGAAUGGUCAAAACAUUGCCUCUCUUGCAUUACCUUGCAUAUCUACAGGUGUCUAUGGUUAUCCCAACCUCAAUGCAGCUGAGAUUGCUAUUAGUAAAGUUCGCAAGUUUCUUGAGGAGCAUGGGGAAAAAGUGGAUAGGGUGAUAUUCUGCCUGUUCCUCAACAAAGAUGUUGCGAUCUAUGAACGGCUGAUGCAGAUCUACUUCCCAGUGGCUGAGAGGGAACAUCCAGUGACAGAUCCAGGUGGUGAUCCCCAGGCUGUAAAUGAGGGAGAGACAGAAGAGUCAAGAAAACCAGAAGAAACAACAGAUCAGGCAGUAAAGGCUUCUAAACCAGUUCCUAAAGCAGAAAUUGAAAAGGUUGAUGAAUCCAAAGAAUCGCAGAACCGAGACAAGAAUUCCCAGGAAAACAAUGUGCCCAAUGAGCAAGAUAGCCAGGAAACACCUGUUGCUCAAACUUUAGAAAUGUCUGAUGAAUCAAUGUCCCAAGACACGGACACACAAAAUACAGACACACAAGACAAUGAGGAUAAACCGCAAGAUAUGGAGACACAUGAGUUAGCUAGAUCAGAGACCGUGGAAAUGCUUAGUCAGGAAGAGAAAGAUGUUAAGGAUAAUACUGACAAUAUUGGAAAUACUGGAAAUAUGGACAGUAAGGUGGACAGUAAAGCUGCUGGAGAUAUGGAGAAUGUGAAUAAUUCUCCAAUAGUAUCACCAGAAAAGAAAAGGCGAUCAUCAGAUGAAAAUGCCCAAGAGCAAGACUCAAAGCUUUAGAUAAAAUAAUCUUGGAAAUAUACAAUACAAUUUCUGCUCCAUUCUAAUUGAAUCAUAUUGCUUUCGAAUUGGAAUGGGCUUAUUGUUAUUGUCCCUAGCAUGGUGUACAUAUUUAAACUUUGGACUGUUGGGAUUGUGUAAUAUUUAAGGAAUCACUUCAAACCAUCACUAUGACAAAGGGUAUUAUUUCCCAUUUUUAUCCCUAUCCUCUCUAAAUAUUAAUCAUAGAUUUGCUAGGUACCUUUUAAUGUAGUUUGAAAACAAACCAAUCUACCAAGCUAAUCUGCCCAAUAGCUUUUGUAAAAUGUACCUCCUUUCAACAAAUUAAUUUUUGUGGUUGGGUGUACAUUGAUAAUUUGAUGUGAUGUUUCAUAAUUUAACCUUGACAUGAUUGGUGACAAAAUCUAAUUUACAAGUUGUUCAAAUCAUAAUUGCAUAGAAGCUGAUUCUAUAUUGGAAACUUGAUAUGAAAAAAUAUUCCCUCAUAAAUAAAUUUGAUGGCAAAAAAAUAUGAAUUAACCAUUUGAUGCUCAACCUUACUAUAAAAAAAUAGUUCGAGUUACAAGGUUUUUUAUUUAAAGAAAUGGACAUCUAAGACACCUAUUUUGAUGGUACAUUCAUGUUUUAAGGGCUGACACACAAGUGGAUUUUGGAAUUCUCUUGGAAUUCUGAACUGAUCUGUUUUUUACCUCAUUCAGUCUCAACAUGGCUUGAAUUAGUAUUUUUAUGUUUUUAAAUCACAAAACUAGAGAUAAAAUCUAGACCAUGCAUAGAAAAAUGGAUAAUUCAGACUAUUUUUUGUUCUUUGGCAGUCCUUAGUUAUUGAUGACACUAUUUUCCAAUGAAGUAACUUAGAGGGACAUUAGCGGUUAUUCAAGGUCAUUUCUGAGGGUCACUCCAGGUAGUCGAGAGGUUAAGUUAAAAUACACAUACACAUGGGUUAUUGAGGAAAGGGAAUGAACCAGACAUCUGAAGCUGACACAUGCUUUAAUAAAGCUGUCUUGUGAUAUGUAUAGAUAUAUAUAGUGCCUUGGCAUUGUUAAAAUGCUUACUAUAAAGAAUAUAAUAAAAAACAUUGUAUAAAAACAUCU